AACUGUUACAGGCCACAAGCAAGAAACAUAUCUUAACUGAAGUAUCCGUCCUAGAACAUUUUAAACUGGUGUAAAGGGAAGAAAAAUAGCCUCGAUUCACUAUCCACAACUGUGCUGGUGUUCCGCUCCACACCGACAGGGGGCAGUGUUAGGGGUUUACUGGGGGCGGGACAAUAGACAGGCAGCCAAUCAGAGGAGGCCAACUUGGGCGCAAAGAAGGGGGAAAAGGAAGCGCCUUUGCCGCCAUUUCAUGUGAAAGCAUCGCUGUUGUAGAGUUCAGGGCUGAAGAAUUUUCUUUCAAAAUCUCUCGGAAAUCACGGACUCUAAACCCGCUGAUAGUUAGUGAUUUACUGGGGUGUUUUAGUCGAACGGUAGGAUCCGACGGGCUUCCGUGAGUUGAGCUGCUCUGCUGGUUCCAGUCGGUGAACAUGAGUUACGGAAGGCCGCCGCCAGACGUGGAGGGGAUGACCUCCUUAAAAGUGGACAACCUGACUUACCGGACUUCACCGGAGACCCUCCGCCGAGUUUUCGAGAAAUACGGUCGCGUGGGAGACGUGUACAUCCCCCGCGACAGGUACACGAAGGAGAGCCGCGGUUUUGCUUUUGUGCGGUUCCUCGACAAGCGCGACGCCGAAGACGCCAUGGACGCGAUGGACGGCGCGCUGCUCGAUGGGCGCGAGCUCCGCGUGCAGAUGGCCCGGUACGGCCGACCACCGGAUUCCAUGUACGGACGGAGGGGAGCUCCACCGCGCAGAUACGGGGGUUACGGACGCAGAAGCAGGAGUCGCUCAGCCAGUCCCCGGCGCCGCAGACGAAGCCGCAGCCGCUCCAGGAGCAGGAGUCACUCGCGGUCCAGGAGUCGCCACCACUACAGCCGUUCCAGGUCCCGCUCGUACUCCAGGUCAAGGUCCAGGUCCAGAUCCAAAUCGAAGUCGAAAUCCAGAACCCCCAGGCGGAGCAAGUCCAAGUCUCCCUCCAGGUCUAGGUCGCGCUCCAGGUCCAAGUCGAGGAGUCGAACCCCACCUUCGAACAGAGGGUCCAAGUCCCGGUCCAGGUCCAAAUCCAAGAGUAGGCCUAAAUCUCCAGAGGACAACGGAGCAGAGUCUUAACCCAAACCUGGACACAAUAAGACGGUAUCCAUGGGAAUUCUAUUAUCUUUCCAUUGUCCAUAAACAGUCUGUGUGUAGUCAUUGUUGUUCUGCAGUCUUGAUGCUACACUACGGUCUUUGAAACAACAGUAACCAAGUCUGCAGAAUCCUGGGGAGGUUUAGACUUAAAGACAAAAGUCUGAGCUGUAUUCUUUGUACAGUCCCACUGAUGUGUUUGCUUUAGUUGCUUGUAUGUGCAGCCAGUCUAAAGCAAACAUGUUAAUUAACAUUUGGCCUUAUGUGAUCAAUCCUUUAAUUGAAGUAUUCACAUCUGUACUCUUGUGAGUGUGUAUGGGAGUGAGGGGGGGAGGUUGGGUCGUGGGGUGCUGCACUCAAAACGUUUACCUAAAUGUGGAAUUCUUUCCUCCAAGCUGCGGAGUCCUGUUUGCAAAGAGAGGAGGAGGAGGAGGAGAUGGGGGUGUGGCAGUGUGAGAGCAGUUAGUGUGUGACCCGCCCAUGUGACCUGCCUGUUGCCGAGAGCGAUGGCAGUUGCUAAAGGAGCAGGUCACCAAGGCAACGGUGGUUGCUAUGGAGCAGGUCGUCAUGGCGGUGGUUCGGGCGGUCAGUUGGUGUAUGAGGUGGUGUGGUGAGGUACGUUCACGGGGAUCACAGGCAUGAUGUGCUGAGCCGUUGUCUGUGGUUUCCGCCUGCUGCCUCUCAAAAAGGGAACGGACCCCAAGGUUUGUUUUUCCAAAUAUGCCCGAGUGCAAGAGUCAUGUUAGAGCUAGCGUUUUUGUUUUUUUUUUCCUCAUUCUUUCUUUGGGUCUAGGGGCCACUAAAGGUGUAGAAACAAAUUUGAACUUGACUAGAACUGUUAGGUUUAAUACCAGAAAAGGGAUGCCAACAGACAGGAUCUGUUUGCUAAAUAUUGGUGAGGGGGAAAAGUACAACUUUAAGAAUCUCAGGUCAGCUGCAGGAGUUUGAAAAGCCGUCUUGUGUAUCUCCAUCUGACUGUGGUAUUUUUUUCUUUCCUUCCAGAUCUCAGAUGAUAGAGCCUUUGAGGACAUCAGGAAGAGUCUCACAUUGAACAGGUGGACUCCACUUGACCACUGACCGCAGACUGAAAGGUUAUUGGAACUUGGUCUAAAAUGUUUUAAUGUUUCAUUUUCAUUUCUUUACCAAAACAUAUUCUGUAACUUUGCUAUUUGUUGGUAAGUUGAGCAUAUUUGAUGGAAGGAAUUUGUAAUGGUGGUUUUCCACUUAAAUUGGAUUUCUUGAAUUUGAAUCUAUUUGUAUUUGUGAAUAAAUUCUCUUUUGGAAUUAUC
Molecule: messenger RNA, 2413 nt
Organism: Sphaeramia orbicularis (orbiculate cardinalfish)
Lineage: Eukaryota; Metazoa; Chordata; Actinopteri; Kurtiformes; Apogonidae
Gene: srsf2a
Product: serine and arginine rich splicing factor 2a
Exons: 2
Coding region: 429-1109 (226 amino acids)
Molecular function (GO): RNA binding
Source: RefSeq, a predicted model, not a curated record